Messenger RNA from Cladophialophora psammophila CBS 110553, 1017 nucleotides. RefSeq names its product beta-keto reductase. Gene Ontology annotation, molecular function: ketoreductase activity. Bases 1 to 1017 code for a protein of 338 amino acids. The record is from RefSeq and is a predicted model, not a curated record. The transcript is spliced from 2 exons. Gene Ontology annotation, biological process: fatty acid elongation. NCBI's taxonomy places the organism in Eukaryota, Fungi, Ascomycota, Eurotiomycetes, Chaetothyriales, Herpotrichiellaceae. Gene Ontology annotation, cellular component: endoplasmic reticulum.
AUGGUACCGACAAUCGAUCUGGGGCCCCUUGGCCAGCAGAAUCUACUGUCAACUGUCCUCAUAGGCAUUGGGGUGCUCACGCUCGCCUCGGUCGCCUUUACAGUGACCAGGGUGUUUCUGAGUACUUUCAUUCUGCCCGGAAAAUCUCUCUCUUCGUACGGCGGCAAAGGUUCAUGGGUGGUUGUGACCGGCGCGUCCGAUGGCAUUGGAAAAGAAUACGCUUUACAAUUGGCAAAGAAAGGCUUCAGUCUCAUCCUUGUCUCGCGCACUGCCUCGAAACUCGAAUCCCUCUCGUCUCAGAUCAAAACCUCUUCUCCCGAUGUCUCGGUGGAAACGCUGGCCAUGGACUUCUCGCGAAAUCUGGAUAAAGACUAUGCUUCGCUGGCCUCGCUCGUCCAAGGCAAACGCGUUGCCAUCCUGAUCAACAACGUGGGCCAGAGUCACAAUAUCCCUGUGCCUUUCGCCGAGACACCCUUGCCUGAAAUGACAAACAUCAUCAACAUUAACUGCCUGGGCACACUUCGGGCUACCCAGACGGUGCUUCCAAGCAUGCUACCACAAAAGAAGGGUCUGAUCUUGACAAUGGGAUCUUUCGGUGGCUUGACCCCCACACCACUGUUGGCGACAUACUCUGGCUCAAAAGCAUUCCUUCAACAAUGGUCCAAUGCUCUUGCCUCCGAGCUGGCCCCGAGUGGCAUUGACGUUUUCUUUGUCCAUUCGUAUCUCGUCACCUCCUCGAUGUCCAAGAUCCGCCGAGCGAACUGGCAAGUCCCGACAGAAAAGGCGUUUGUGAAAUCCACAUUGGCAAAGAUUGGUCGAAGAGGUGGGAGCAUUGGAUACCCAUACAGUGGCAGCCCUUACUGGAGCCACGCUCUGGUCGCCGCGCUGAUCACUGGCGUCCUUGGUCCGAUGAACAACAUCUUACUUGGGGUUAACAAGAAGAUGCAUGUGGAUAUCCGAAGAAGAGCGUUGAAGAAGGCGGAGCGAGAUGCCCAGAAGGGCAAGAAGGCUGCGUGA